CCUCGUUAUUACUGACAUUUUUGAGCAGUUCCAACAUUAAUUAACAAUGAAACUACGGCACAAUAUUCUACGAGAGAUCUCCUCAUGAAUGGUUUCCGAAUAUCGACAUCGCUCGGGAAAAUUCGGUUCGGGGAGUGGUCUCUGUCCCUCUUUCAAUUACGUUCAAAUGAAUCAACAAUUGUGUUCACAACAAUCUCAAUAAUUUGCGAAGGAUGUCAAUAAAUUUAGGGCCUUCAAAUUGAUUAAAGCCAACAGUGUGAGGUUAUGUUGCUCCACAGCAUGUUUUUGGAGGUGGCGAGUGGGGUGAGUCGUGUGAAUCUUCUCAAAUUACCAAUUCGAACAAUCACAACAAAGGGAAAAGUUAGGAAAAGCCAAAUUCAAGAAGAUAAAGCAAGCUUUGGGCCACUCCUCGAAACUGCAAAGGAGAGGAAAAAAAAAUUGAAGUCAGUGAAAAAAAAAUCUACAGCAACAGUACCUGAUGUACCUGAACCUGAAAAUUCUGCAAAUAAUGUGAAUGAAGCUGAAUUAUCCUGGGCGAUAAAUACAACUAAACUAGAAAAUUUAAAAGUUGUGAGGAAGAAUGAAACACACAAGGAACAAAAAAAUAAUUCUCGAAUGGGGGAAAAAACGAUGAUAUCAAAGCUUUUACAGCUUUUGGAACCCAACAAUCCCCCCUACAUUAACAAAACUACGAUGAGUAAUUUAUUAAACAAUGGCAAUAGCUGUGGACAAGUUAGCAAAGGUGAAACCAUCCUGCCCUUUUCAACUACAAAAAGUAGAACACAAUUUGAAGACUGUACUGGGAAAUAUCUCGAAGAUAAUAAACCACAUUGUGAUGGAAGUAUUGGAAAAGAUACUUCACUUAAAACUGUAGAAAAUGGUACACUGCAUUUUCCAAUAAUAAAUGCUGGCAAAGAACUGAAGGACAGAUGGGAGGAUCGAGGAAUUGUUUCAUUGAAGCCAAAUGAGCACGAGUAUUGUUUGCCAGGAGUUACAAGGAUUUUGAAUCAGACAAUGUCAAAGGAGGCCAAGUUAAUUUUAGAGAAGUGGAAAGAAAAAAUGAUCCGGCAAUUGGGCGCCACAGGAUUUGACGAGUACUGUAGAAAAUUAUUAGAGGAUAGCAAAACGAUGCACAUGUUAAUAGAUAAGAGUCUUAGGAAAGAGGAACGCCUUGAAGUGCCCCAACACCUGAAACAAUGUUUCCAAAGUAUCAAAUUUAUUUUGAAGGAUUUAUCUGAUGUGAGAAUGCUAGAGUCCCAUGUAGUUCAUCCUACGCUAGGUUACCGAGGGUUUAUCGACUGUGUUGCCAACUAUCGGGGGAAUCUUUGUAUAAUCGAUUGGAAAAAAUCCGAGAAGAUCAAGACCCUCAGCACGACUUACGACUCACCCCUACAAGUCAGUGCGUACAUUGGAGCCCUCAAUGCCGAUCCAAAUUAUCCAUUCCAGGUAGAAUCUGGCCUCGUGGCAAUAGCGUAUACAUUCGGCCAACCACCCUCUGUUUUCGAGUUCAGUGCAGCCAGACUACAAUUUUACUGGAAAGAGUGGCUGAAGAGACUUGAAAAAUAUAAAUCUUUGGAUAAUCGUUGAGAGUAAAAUUUUUGAAAAUAAAUCUUUUGUGUUGUUGAGUAGUUUUUUAA
Molecule: messenger RNA, 1637 nt
Organism: Diachasmimorpha longicaudata
Lineage: Eukaryota; Metazoa; Arthropoda; Insecta; Hymenoptera; Braconidae
Product: mitochondrial genome maintenance exonuclease 1-like
Exons: 5
Coding region: 265-1587 (440 amino acids)
Biological process (GO): mitochondrial DNA replication
Cellular component (GO): mitochondrion
Molecular function (GO): single-stranded DNA exodeoxyribonuclease activity
Source: RefSeq, a predicted model, not a curated record